AUUUCUGUUUUGGAAAUAAUACUACUCGCCACGCAACCAAUGAACACGCUCCGCGCGUGGCAUCUACUCCUGGGAAAUCUCCUCAUCUUUUGAAUCUAGAUACGAGCGAUUGAUAUUAUCAAGGCGAAGAACAGCCACAGCCACGGCCACAGCCACUAGUUGCGUCCCCUCAAAACUUCACAGAAGAAAACCCAACGGCCAGAUGACGACGAUGAGGAUGAUACCGACCCGAACUCCAAUCACCGGAGCGCCCAUUCCCUCCGCCACCUGCCGCUGUUCCCUCCCCUCCCCGCCGCGUUUAACUCACCUCCACCGCUCCUCCCUUUUCUCCCACCGCGCCACCAGAUUUCCCUCGAAAACCAACCCUAACAAAUCCGGUAACAAACUCCGCAACCCACUCACCGCCGCCAACGCCGAAGCCACGACCAGCGGAGGAGGUCCGGCCUCUAAUUUGUCUCCCCCGCCCCCUUCCACGAGCACCGACGACGCGUCUGUGUCUUUCGUCGGUGAGGAGGGCGUUCCCCUUGAGGGAGUCAUUCAGUUGGACAAACCUGAUUCUUCUUCUCUUAUCACCAAGUGGGGUCGUGUGGCUUUGCUUGCUGGGGGGGAUGUGUUGGCGUUACUUAUAUUUGCUGCGAUUGGAAGAUUCAGCCAUGGGUUCUCUGUUUUCGACACAGAAACAUUACGCACAGCUGAUCCUUUUAUUGCUGGAUGGUUUUUGUGCGCUUACUUUCUUGGGGGUUAUGGGGAGGAUGGACGAGGAGUGAAUGGUCAGUCUAAGGCUGUAAUUGCUGCGGCCAAGUCAUGGUCUUUGGGUAUCCCAGCCGGAAUAGCCAUAAGGGCAGUGUCGGUAGGUCAUAUUCCUCCACCCAAUUUUAUCCUAGUUACCAUGGGAAGUACUGCUUUGUUACUCAUUGGGUGGAGAGCACUAUUAUUCAGCCUUAUCCCUAAUGAUGAUAAGAGCAAAAAGAGUGAUAUGUACAGGCGUGGAAGCCCAUUUGAACUCUUUGAGCUGCUCACAUCGUUAGUACGAAGGUGGUGAUGAUAAUCAGUUCCUUCCUGUUCUACAGUGAUGUUAUUUUUUGCACACUUCCUUUCCAAGCUACUAGAAUCUAUACCCGACUACUCGUUGUGUCUACCAGCAACAAAUGUAACACCCGAACAGGUGAGGAGAAUCUUUGACGUAUUCGUCAUUUCCUUGGAAGAAUGAAAAUUUUGUGUUGCUGGAAA
Messenger RNA from Rhododendron vialii, 1230 nucleotides. RefSeq lists its product as uncharacterized. Lineage: Eukaryota; Viridiplantae; Streptophyta; Magnoliopsida; Ericales; Ericaceae. The coding region runs from base 203 to 1042 and encodes 279 amino acids. The record is from RefSeq and is a predicted model, not a curated record. The transcript has 5 exons.